Messenger RNA from Cryptomeria japonica (Japanese cedar), 465 nucleotides. Its product is annotated as glutamate decarboxylase 1-like. Gene Ontology annotation, biological process: L-glutamate catabolic process. The transcript is spliced from 3 exons. Gene Ontology annotation, molecular function: glutamate decarboxylase activity; pyridoxal phosphate binding. The record is from RefSeq and is a predicted model, not a curated record. Bases 1 to 465 code for a protein of 154 amino acids. Lineage: Eukaryota; Viridiplantae; Streptophyta; Pinopsida; Cupressales; Cupressaceae. Gene Ontology annotation, cellular component: cytosol.
AUGGAUAAUUGUAGAUCAAAUGCCAAGACUCUGACAGAAAAUCUGGAAAGAACAGGGAAAUUUAAAAUAUUAUCCAAAGACAUGGGGGUGCGUGUAGUGGCCUUCUCGCUCAAGGACAACAGUGAGCACAAUGAAUAUGAAAUAUCAGAUCAUCUAAGAAAAUAUGGGUGGAUUGUUCUAGCCUAUACAAUGGCUCCAGAUGCUCAGCACGUUACACUUCCGCGUGUUGUGGUGAGAGAGGACUUCAAGCGAACGCUGGCAGAUGUUGACAGAGUAUCGAAGGAAUUGGAAGAGCUUCCUCCUAAGAUAAUUCAUGCAAUUCAAGGCUUAGCCAUUUGUGAAGAGGGUGAACUCAAAAAGUUGGUUCCCACUUUUUGCUUCGCAGUUUUACUGUUGGUCAAAGAAGAAGAAGAAGCAACAACAGUUGGGAGGUUUGGCACAGUUAAGCUAGCAAAGAGAUUUUAG